UCUAACCACCAUGUUAAUUCAUGCACUGAGUGAAGCGUGUUGUAUCGGAAUGAUUGGAGCUUAAAGCAACUUUCCUGUUGUUUUGCUUGUUUCAAUUUCAACAAUCUUUUUUAUCUUAGAAUUAAUUCGUAUACUAAAUUUCCAUUUGUGAUUCCGGUGAAAUAAUACAUGUGCAAGCAAAAUGGAUAGAUAUUGUCGAGUUUGCGCAAGAUGUGAUGAGUUCAGAAGAUUUAGCAUUACAACAGUUUCUCAGAUAAGUGAUGUUGGAAUAGACGACAUGCUUAUUUAUUGCACACAGCUAGAGGUUUCGUCGGGAGAUGGCCUACCGCAACAAAUAUGUGACGAUUGUUUAUCGGCGUUAAACUCAGCAUUUAAAUUCAGAAAGAUGUGUUUUCAUUCCGAUACGAUGUUCCGAGAGAUGGGAGACACUUAUCUCGAGCCGGAACAACCAUUAUUGGGUAUUCCUCAGCAGGUCACACCGAAUAAUCAGCUGCUACACUUACUGCCAGUACCGGAUAGUAACUUCGCCGAUGUUGGUAUUAAACAAGAGUAUGUAGAACAAAACGAAUUCUUCGAUUCUAUGGUGAGUACUUCAGAGCUAAGCGAGUUUCCCGUCCAUUAUCAGUCGAUAGAUAAAGAAACAAAGGCUAUAUUAUCGAAAGCCGUAAGGUCCAAGGCUUCUACCGUUUAUGUUUGUUUAGACUGUAAAUACUCCUCCACAAUUCGGUACAAUUUCACGCGUCAUCAAAAAACGAGAAACCACAUCGAGUUUACCGUACUUUCCACGAAAAAUCCCGUUGAACCCUCAAACCAAAAAGGAAAGAACAGGAAAAGAAAACAGAGAGCCGAUAAAAAUGUAAACAAGUACACUUGUGAGAUUUGUGGCUAUCAAAACACAAAUUAUUUCAAUUUCAAACGACAUCAGUCAUCGGGGAAGCAUCUAAGGAAUAGAUUUAGGAUUCCUAAGAAUCAGGAGGAAAUCUUGCAGAAUUUCAAGUGCGAUUUUUGUGACUAUUCCAGUACUAACAAAAGCAGCAUGUUGAGUCACAACGAUAAAUGCAAAGAUUCGAUUUAUUUGGAUGAAACUGUCGAUCCGGCUGUGCUGUUCGAUUUUACCUCAAAACGAGUUAUAGAUGAUUGUAAGGAAAUAGAACUGUUGCAAGGUGGAAAUGGAGAGAUCAUGUUUCAAGCAAAAUAUAUUCUAGAAAAUAUAAACACGAAUAAUACAACACAUCGACCGCCAGUAAAGUUGAUAACAUCCAUCACAGAAUAUGACUAUUGUUAUAAAAUAACAAUGAGAGGGUUUCGGUGCUGUGCAUGCAGUAUGUUUUUCGAAAAUGGACCUGCUCUUAACAAACAUCGAAAAGUAGCACAUCCGUAUGGUAGAAUAUCCGAUGAGGCCGUCAACCUGUGUGAUAAAUGUAACACUCCCUACUAUCGCCAGGAUAGCUUUCUCCAUCACAAGCUGUUGAAAAAAUCAAAAUCGCUAUUAUUUUGCACCAUAUGUGAAAUAACGAUGGUCGGUAGCACUGCUUGGAUCAAUCAUUGCAACUCAGAGCACAACAGAAAGAUAAUUCACGAUUCCUACGAGAAAGUGAUAGUAGCUGGAACAAUCCGGUGCUGUAGCUGUGAUUGUUUAUUCUCAAGUCUAGAACAACUGGAAACGCACCAAACAGAAAUACACUUUCCUGUAUGGCAAAACAGUGUUGAUAAUUUAGAGCACGAAUGUGAUAAAUGCUUCAAACAAUUCUCAACUUUAGAACAACUAAAACGGCACAUAACGUUGAGAACAUCUAGAACGGUUUAUCGUUGUUUGAACAAGGGAUGUCUUAUGGAGUUCCAGCUGGAAAAAGAGAUUGUUGCUCAUGUUGCUGUCUGUUCAAUAACGGAAAAUGUAGCGGAAGUUAAGAUAAAGCAAGAACCAGUAACAGAAUUGAUAUGUUGCUUUAAAGACUGCUACGAGAUUCUAACCAGUGUGAGAGACUUACAGAACCAUGUGGAGCGCGCUCACAUUCCAAUAACAAAACGGACAGAAGCAGCAAAAUACGUUUGUCAGUUUUGCAAUUUUGAAUCUGAUACAACUGAAACAAGUGACGGCCACAAAUUUGUUGUUCAAGGACGACAUCGCUCCAAGAAGCGUUUAAAAUGUUCUAUAUGUGCAGUCAUCUUCCGUAACGAGCAUCGCCUGUUUUUGCACGAAGAAAUCCAUAAACAAGCGGAAACUAACAAAUGCGCGUUCUGCGAACGGAUAUGUUCGAAUGCAGUUUCGUUGAAAAUGCACGCAAUAACUAAUCAUACGAAAUAUAAGCUUAUCUGUACUAUAUGUGGGAAAUAUUUCCGGAACAAGCAUGGGCUCCGGAAGCACGUUUCCGUGCACGACAACUUUUGUAGGUUCCGGUGUUUCCAUUGUAACUUCAAAACGAAAUCGAAAAACGUGCUCAAGUUGCAUGUGUUUAUGCAUCUCAGAAAGAAAAACCGAAAAACAGCACGAAGUAUACGUAUUAAGUCAAAAAAAUAGUAAAGAAUCGAAUUGUUUACAUUUAAUAAACAAAUUGUGUAAUUAAUAAAAUUAUAUGUAUGUGGUCAUCAUGUAUCAUCUUAUGUAUGUGAAAUAUACUGAAAGAGAUUUUAUU
Messenger RNA from Malaya genurostris, 2633 nucleotides. Its product is annotated as zinc finger protein 62-like. The coding region runs from base 182 to 2518 and encodes 778 amino acids. Gene Ontology annotation, cellular component: nucleus. Lineage: Eukaryota; Metazoa; Arthropoda; Insecta; Diptera; Culicidae. Gene Ontology annotation, molecular function: RNA polymerase II transcription regulatory region sequence-specific DNA binding; DNA-binding transcription factor activity, RNA polymerase II-specific; zinc ion binding. Gene Ontology annotation, biological process: regulation of transcription by RNA polymerase II. The transcript is spliced from 4 exons. The record is from RefSeq and is a predicted model, not a curated record.